AGUCUUCAGUUCAAACUCAGUCAAUAAAGUCGCAGUGCGGAAAAAUAUCGCAGACUCGAGAGUUGAAAACAACAAAUAAUAAGUAGCAUAACUCUCUCUCUGUCGCACUCAAUCAGGCCUGGGCCUGGCAGACUGUGUGUAAAAUAAAUAAAUCAAAAAACAAAAUUCAAGACAUUAUAGUGAAUUUAAAGUGAAUUAUCAAGUAUAUAUUCGCGUCGCGUUGGAAAAUAUACUUUUUUUUUUUUUUUUGUUUCUAUAAUAAAGUUUUGUCUAAGUGUAAUUCUUUUAGCCAACCAGGUUUUAACUUUAAUUAGACACAUUCCAAAAGCGAUGUCAUAAUGGAGGCAAUGACCAUGCUGGUGUUGGGCUUCCAGUUGCUUGCGCUUUUUUCGAUCGCCGGCGCGCUGCUUAUCUACCUGAUUUGUAAGGUGCGCGAGGAUAGCGCAUCUGCCAAUGCGGAUAGUCAUCCCAGUCGGGUGGUCCUGAUAACCAGUGCGGAUACCGCAUUGGGUCUUCAAUUGUGCACCCAUUUGGCUAACAAGGGUUAUCGGGUUUUUGCUGGAAUGAAAGAGGCCCAAGAUUCGCUACCCGCCAAACUUCUUUGCGGUUGGAUGAAGAUCCGAGAGUACAGUGAGGAACCCAUUGCAGGCACAAUUAUUCCGAUGAGAUUGGAUGUCACCCGAGAGGAUGUGCUUCGCGAGGCCACCGUUAUUAUAGGCGCUAAUCUAAAUGCAGAUGAGCGCGGUAUUGCGGCCGUAAUUAACACUAGUGGCAGUGUUUUCCGAGGCCAGGUUGAAUCGCAGAAUGUCCAGCAGUGGGAACACAUGCUCAGAACCAACAUCCUGGGCACCUUACGUGUGGCCAAGGCCUUUGUGUGUUUUCUCCGUCCGACACGUGGAAGACUCCUUUACUUGGGAGGAGUAAGUGGAGGUGGAAAUGCUCGAAACGAAGGUGAUGGACUGGUUGCCUUUAACGCCUCACGCGUUGCCGUAGACAAGUGUGCCGAAGAGCUGCGCAAGGAGCUGCAUCCCUAUGGCGUCAGUGUGGUCGCUUUGGAUACAUGCGGCAUGACGGCGGAGUCAUUGUACAAGGCACCAGUGGCACAAACCAUGUCCUUGGUCGUUGGGGCUCCUACGCAGUAUACAGCGGACGUGCUCAGUCCGGACGCUCUUCAUGUGAUCGAGCGGGCGUUGUGGGACUAUGUUCCGCAGCAGCGAUAUGCGCUUCUAAGUCAUAACAAAUACCAAUUUGCGUUGCCAUGUCGCUCCUCGCUGCGACUUCAGAGGCCGGUAGCUUCAACAGUCGGCGAGAGCGCCAGUCAGUCGGUUUAAAAUUUGUCUUCUUCCAUUUCCUGUACAUAUGCUCCUGAUCCUGAUCCCAUUUAGUAUAACGCGUCUGAUCCUGCUCCUUUCCCUAAUUUAAUAUUUUUACAAUAUAUUUCGAUUGAUGUUUCUUUUUUCUGUUCUGAGGGCUUUUAUAAUAUUUACUUUUUAAUCGUUUUUGCUCACACUGCUAACGGUGUAAUUGUUGAACGUUAUAUUUAAUGUUAUCAUACAUAAAAAAAUAAAGAUAAUAUAUGUGCUGUCUAUAUAUGUCUGUCC
Molecule: messenger RNA, 1601 nt
Organism: Drosophila melanogaster (fruit fly)
Lineage: Eukaryota; Metazoa; Arthropoda; Insecta; Diptera; Drosophilidae
Exons: 3
Coding region: 339-1331 (330 amino acids)
Source: RefSeq, marked reviewed